UUUCAACUUGUUAUGAAACGAGGGACAAACACAAAGAAGGAAAAGCCUUCACCAUUUGUUGUUGUUCUGCUUCCUGAGACCGUGUUCCAUGAUGGCAUGCUCUCCUUCUACAACUCUUGUGUCAAAUUCUCUUCACCUUAACAAAUCCACAACUCAGUGUCGGUUACAUGUUCACCCCACCCUUUCACUAAAUCAAAACCUUCGAAUAUAUUCCAAGAACUUUCUCAAACUCUCAACAACUCGAUAUCAUGCAACAAACACACCCUUUGUUGCUGCUUCUGCAGGAGUUGAGUCUCCCGUGUUGAGUGAGGAUACCACGGGUUUACUGGAUUCGGUGAAAGUGUUUGAUUUGAAUGGAAACGGGAUUCCAAUUUCAGACUUGUGGAAAGAUAGGAAAGCCGUUGUAGCAUUUGCACGUCACUUUGGGUGCGUGUUGUGCCGUAAAAGGGCAGAUUAUCUUGCAUCCAAGAAGGAUAUACUGGAUGCAUCUGGUGUAGCACUUGUAUUGAUUGGACCUGGGAGCAUUGAUCAGGCAAAAGCCUUUGCUGAGCAAUCACAAUUUGAAGGAGAAAUCUAUGCAGACCCCACUCACUCGUCAUUCGAGGCCUUAAAUUUUGUUUCUGGAGUUUUAACCACAUUUACCCCCAAUGCAGGUCUUAAGAUAAUACAAUUAUAUAUGGAAGGCUAUCGACAAGAUUGGAAGCUUUCAUUUGAAAAGGAUACUGUUACCAGAGGAGGCUGGAAACAAGGAGGAAUUAUAGUUGCAGGCCCGGGUAAAAAUAACAUCUCAUACCUUCACAAAGACAAAGAAGCAGGGGAUGACCCAGAAAUCGAAGAUAUCUUGAAAGCAUGUUGCUCUUGAAGAAAGAAGAGAGGAAGCCCUUCUUUCUCUGCCUUAUUUAUCCUGCUUCAUGAAGUGGUACUCACAUCAUACGGCAUUGUACAUCAUAUUUAAGCUGCUGCUUACAGUUAACAGUGGCUUUUCUUUGAGUUUCAAUUAAAAGAUAGCGUUAUUACCCUCCAUUUAUCCAAUUCACAAUUUGGAACCUAUUACUAUGAGGUUCUUAAUUUAUCUAUUCCCUUCCAUGUCAAGAGAAGGUGGUUCCUUC
This is a messenger RNA of Cajanus cajan (pigeon pea), 1109 nucleotides long. Lineage: Eukaryota; Viridiplantae; Streptophyta; Magnoliopsida; Fabales; Fabaceae. The record is from RefSeq and is a predicted model, not a curated record.